Messenger RNA from Penicillium maclennaniae, 921 nucleotides. RefSeq names its product PQ-loop repeat-containing protein. The transcript is spliced from 3 exons. Bases 1 to 921 code for a protein of 306 amino acids. Lineage: Eukaryota; Fungi; Ascomycota; Eurotiomycetes; Eurotiales; Aspergillaceae. The record is from RefSeq and is a predicted model, not a curated record.
AUGGACCCAGACACACCAUACUGUCGCGAGCUGGCCUCGCCAGGGAUCUUCCAGCCCGUGCUAUCAGUCUUGAUUAUCAUCGGAAUCCUGGUAUCCUACCUCCCUCAGCACAUUCGCAUUAUCUCGCGUCGCAGCUCCUUUGGCAUAUCGCCCUACUUUGUUCUGUUGGGUACGACCUCGGGCACGUCGGCAUUUGCCAAUAUUCUGGUCUUUCCCAAGACUGCCCAUGACGUCGCCUGCUGCUCGCAGAUCAACGGACUAGCGUGCUUCGCUGGUCUGCUGGGCGUGUUCCAGAUGGGCAUGCAGUGGCUGUGCUUCUUCUCCAUCCUACUUCUCUUCGUUAUAUAUUUCCCGCGCGCGACAUCGCCCAUCGACCCAGUGGCGUCGGUUUCUUCCACCCCGACUGGUCCCACAUACCGCACCGCGCUCACUAUCACCGCAAUUUGUCUUCUGCAUGCGCUCGUGACUCUCGUAAUCUCCGUUGCUUUCUCCCUGCGUCAACCAUCGGCGCUGCCGGCCUGGGCGAACUUCCUAGGCGUUCUGUCUGCCAUCCUUGCAUCAAUCCAGUACUUCCCACAGAUCUAUACUACUUUCCGACUCCGUUGUGUCGGAAGCUUGAGUAUCCCAAUGAUGUGUAUCCAGACACCCGGAAGUCUCAUUUGGGCCGCAAGUUUGGCAGCGCGCGAGGGCGCAAAGGGCUGGAGUAUUUGGGGCGUAUUGGUCGUCACAGCAUGUCUACAGGGAACGUUAUUGGGAAUGGGCAUAUAUUUUGAAUACUUUGGCCCGGAGAGCAAGCAGAAAGCAGUGCACCAUGCCGACUCUGACGAAGCACAGAACGGGGCAUCAGAAAGGGCCGAGUCUGCGGCGCAGGCCAAUCAUGCUGAGCCCUCCGAGGAGACUCCGCUCCUGCAGAGCCAGUAA